This is a messenger RNA of Fukomys damarensis (Damara mole-rat), 779 nucleotides long. RefSeq names its product chromosome unknown C6orf226 homolog (gene Pex39). NCBI's taxonomy places the organism in Eukaryota, Metazoa, Chordata, Mammalia, Rodentia, Bathyergidae. The transcript has a single exon. The record is from RefSeq and is a predicted model, not a curated record. Bases 53 to 337 code for a protein of 94 amino acids.
GCUCUGCGUCCCGGAAGUACAUGCUCCACUGUUCGCGGCAGGUCCAGUGCAGAUGGAUCGAUCCCAUAGCCCCAGCCCGACCCUCGGACACCUCGCCCCCGCCGCGUCUCCUUCAUCCUCAGUGACCCUGGCGCAGGUGAUACAGCUGAUGCAGCGAGGUCAGGAGCUCCCGGGGCUGGAGAAGCGCCACAUCAAGGCCACCCACGGCGACCCCACAGCGUCCCGGCUCCCGCGGAGGCCCAAACCCUGGGAGGCCGCCGCCUCGCCGCCCUGGGCUCCUGAGGCCUCCGGCCCUGGGCGGCUAAGAUUGGACGACAAUGCCCGCACUGACCUGUGACCCUGGAAAGCGGCCACUCCAUCUUUUACGGAUUCGUCCUGCCCAGAUUCCGCUGGACCUACCCUUAUGGAGUCUCCAUGGGGCUGCCCACUACUUGGGAUUCUGGACCAGAUUCUUAGUUAAAAAUAAAACCCCACUCCACCAGUCAAGUAUCUGCCUUGCGUCUGUCUUCAAAAUUGUACUAAGCAGGGGGAGCUGGGGUUCAUCCUUCAGCAAUGAAAACGUGCGACAGAGGCUACACGGACACUGCCCGACCCCCAGGGAUUAGUAACGUGGGAACAUCAGUUUACACCAGGCCAGCUUGUUCCGGUGCUGGUGACAAAAGGAACCUGGGAUCCAAGUGGCCAGACGGGGUGAAAGGAAAGUUUGAUAUUAAAAUUUGCCCCCCGGCCAGGCGGGGUGACGCACGACUUUAAUCCCAGUACUCAGAUCACUGUGAGUU